AUUUGUAUAUUAUAUUCAUAUUGCGUGUAUGUAAAAUAUAUAUACAAAUACAAAUGAUAAUAGAUUUAUGUUCCAAGUUAAGGAUUACUCAUUGGAACAGGAACUUAGAACGAUUCGCCGAGACGAUUCCCAAACCGAAGGGCGCCGUGCCCGAGUUCGGUCUACCAGGAUGGAAGAUGAUGCCUCUGGAGCACAAGAUACCCAUGAUACCUGGACCGAAGAAUGUUUACAGCUUCACUCGGCGCAAGAUAGGAAGGAAACUGUGGACGAUGGAGAGGCCGAGAUUGCCGUUCGAUUUGAGCGAUCCUUAUUGCCACGAGACCAGAUUCUCUUACGAACCUCUGCACGACGAGCAUUUGCUCGAGUUCUUCUCCAAGCCGAUAAAUCUCAAGUGUCUAUUGAAGGCCGAUCUAAUCACGGAUGGCAUGGACGUCAAGUGUUCGUUGCGUGAUUACAACGCGUACAGGAAAUAUCUGAGAAAGGUACACGCCGACCGUAUCAAGAGGGAGAUGAGAAGAGAAGAUCGUCUCUUCGACGAGAGGAGAGAUCUACGUUUCGCCGAAGAGCAAGCGCGCAAGGAAGUGGAAAGAUUAAAGGGAAGAGAGAAAUUUGUCAACUGUAGACAGCGUCGAAUGCAGCAGCGAUUGCUGAAGGAGGAACUAAAAAUGCAGAAACAAAAGAAACGGGCGCAAAGAUUGAAACUGUUAAAAUGCAUUAAGCAGGAAGAACGAAGACUGAUAAAUAUUAAGCGUGAGAAGCGGGCUGAGCAAAUUCGGCAAAAAUGUAAAAUUGCAACGGAGAUUGUCCGACGAAAAAUGAUUGAUGUUGUAAUAGAUUGGAAAAAGAAGGAUAAAGCACGACAAAAAGCCAAGGAGAAGCGAUUGAUGGAUGUCGAACAACAAAAGCAAAAGGACGUGGAAGAAAGAUGGCGAAGAAAGCAGGAGUUCCAAGAGAAGGAUAUUGCAAAACAAAAAAUAUUGUUGCAGCGGAUAGAAGCUCGCCGUAAAAAAUUCAUAGAGGAAUAUAAUACUAAAAUAGAUAAAGAAACGGCAAAAAUGCAAAAACUUUUGGAUAAUGCUAAGCUGUUUACCAGUUGUUAUAUAAAGAGACGUCUCCCGGACGGAAGGGAACUUAUUUGCUGCAAGAAAUGCCUUAAAGCAUUUAGUAGCAUUAAGGAUGGAGAAGAAAGUGAAAUAAAAAGUAACUUGCAAAAUUCAAUUAAUUUUUCGUCGAAAUUCAUGAAGCAGAAGAAACACAUGAUGGAUAUAAGUGAUGAUAAAUAUCAGAAUAAAACACAGAAAUCAAAGCAUAUUACACAAGAAGUCACAAUAAGAAAAUAAAAUGUGGUCAUGGACAUUGUUAGCAGAGAUUCAUUAGUAAACAAAAUUUUUUAUAAUAUGAAGACAUAAGACAUUAUAGACAUAAUUGAAAAUUAUACCAACAAAGACAAAAGUAAUCUUCAUAUUAUCAAAAUCAACGUUAAAAGACCAGUGAUAUAUAAAGAA
Molecule: messenger RNA, 1505 nt
Organism: Pogonomyrmex barbatus (red harvester ant)
Lineage: Eukaryota; Metazoa; Arthropoda; Insecta; Hymenoptera; Formicidae
Source: RefSeq, a predicted model, not a curated record